Molecule: messenger RNA, 1248 nt
Organism: Guyanagaster necrorhizus
Lineage: Eukaryota; Fungi; Basidiomycota; Agaricomycetes; Agaricales; Physalacriaceae
Product: 3-keto sterol reductase
Exons: 5
Coding region: 22-1185 (387 amino acids)
Cellular component (GO): lipid droplet; mitochondrial outer membrane; endoplasmic reticulum membrane
Molecular function (GO): 3-beta-hydroxysteroid 3-dehydrogenase (NADP+) activity
Source: RefSeq, a predicted model, not a curated record
CCCAUUCUUCAUUUCGCUUCCAUGUCGUGGCCCAUCGUCGUCGUUACUGGUGCCAAUGGCGGUGUCGGGUUCUCGAUAUGCCAACGAUUUCUCUUCCAACUAUCCGACGUCGACCAGCCUUUACCAUCCAGUUCUCGAGAAGGAGACCUCUUCCCUUACCCUUGCGAGGGCCUGACGCUCAUAAUGGCGUGUAGAAGCUUUCAUCGCGCAGACAUGGCGCGCCGUGAAUUGUAUGCGUCCCUGGAUUCCCACAUGUCCAAGACAAACACAGGAUAUGGAGGACACGCGAAGCGGUUCAGGGAAAAUUUGAAAAUAGAAAUUCACACCGUCGACCUUGCGGAUAUUUCAAGUGUAUUUGCUUUUGCCGACGAAGUGUCCGAAACGUACCCAUAUAUCUCGCAUUUCAUUUUCAAUGCGGGGGUGGCCAGUUAUGACCACAUUGACUGGUGCAAGGUGGUCCAACAAUUCCUCGUGGAUCCCAUGGGCAUGAUGACGACGCCCCAGUACAAUGUGCAUCUUGUCGGCGAGUCGACCAAGGAUGGUUUGGGUCUGGUCUGGCAAUCCAACCUUUUCGGUCAUUACGUCUUGUUCCGUUCCCUCCGUCACCUCCUUUCCGCUCCAACAUACAAGUGGGAUACACGAGUUAUCUGGAUGUCGUCUAUCGAGGCCUCUCCCGACCUUUACGCAUCCGAUGAUUGGCAGCUAAUAAAGCACACCAUUUCCUAUAAUGCGGUCAAAUAUCAAAUAGACGUCCUCGGAACGUAUUUGGACCGGAUAGCCCUUGAAACGCCUGAUUCCGAAAAGCGAAUACGACACAUUGUUGUCCAUCCAGGAAUCGCCUCUACCCCAUUUUCGAAUAAACUUGUCAAUUUUUGGACGAACGUGCUCAAGGUAGUCUUGAUGUAUAUCGCGCGUUGGUGCGGGUCGCGAAACCAUGUGAUCGAUCCGUUCAAUGCAGCAGUAUCAACUAUAUACGUUUGCCUGGUGCCGUUGUCGAUUCUUGCCUCUUCACAGGUUUAUAAGGACGGCGUUUAUUGCCCAGUAAGGUUUGCUUCCGAAACGAAUAGGCUAGGACGACCUGAAGUUGGCGUCCACAAGGUCAGGUGGUGGCCUGAGCAUCAGCGGGAAGCCGAACUCCUUGUUGACCGGUGCAGUAAUCUAUACGAGGAGUUCAAGAGUCGAUAGUUUGUUUACAUACAACUUCGAAAUGAUUACAUUGGGAUUUUUGGCAAGCACCAAAUUCAGUUU